Molecule: messenger RNA, 501 nt
Organism: Mizuhopecten yessoensis (Yesso scallop)
Lineage: Eukaryota; Metazoa; Mollusca; Bivalvia; Pectinida; Pectinidae
Exons: 2
Coding region: 1-501 (166 amino acids)
Source: RefSeq, a predicted model, not a curated record
AUGGAAGUUAAACUGCGGGGAACAAUUCAUUAUGUACCCACAAUGCACAUCGUCACGCCAUCGAAGGAAGUGACGGUCAGCGCCAUAUUGUAUAUUGACGAUACAGUGGAAGUGCUAGUCAGCGCCAUAUUGUAUAUUGACGAUACAAAGGAAGUGAUAGUCAUCGCCAUAUUGUAUAUUGACGAUACAGAGGAAGUGAUAGUCAGCGCCAUAUUGUAUAGUGACGAUACAGAGGAAGUGAUACAUUAUUUAGUCAGCGCCAUAUUGUUUAUUGACGAUACAGAGGAAGUGACGGUCAGCGCCAUAUUGUAUAUUGACGAUAAAGAGGAAGCGACGGUCAGUGCCAUAUUGUAUAUUGACGAUAAGGUGGAAGUGACGGUCAGCGCUAUAUUAUAUAUUGACGAUACAGAGGAAGUGCUAGUCAGCGCCAUAUUGUAUAUUGACGAUACAGAGAAAUUGACGGUCAGCGCUAUAUUGUAUAUUGACGACAAGAGGAAGUGA